Neltuma alba is the source of this 943-nucleotide messenger RNA. RefSeq lists its product as uncharacterized. Lineage: Eukaryota; Viridiplantae; Streptophyta; Magnoliopsida; Fabales; Fabaceae. The transcript is spliced from 3 exons. Bases 93 to 689 code for a protein of 198 amino acids. The record is from RefSeq and is a predicted model, not a curated record.
AGGAAAGAAUGUAGGUGAAGUACUAGUUUAAAAUUGUAAAGCCAUCGUGUUCAGCGGAAAGAGCAGAGAGGGAGAAGCUUCGAGACUCUCAAAUGGAGAACCCCAGCCGUCGUCCGGUUGACGACCUUCGCCUUUAUUUGCCUUCGUCACCGUCGGAGUUCAUAGUCACUGUCACUGUCUCCUCCACCGUUCAAGCGGAGAGAGCAGAGGGGGGGAAGCCUCGAGACUCUGAAAUGGAGAGCCCCAACCGUCAUCCGGUUUGCGUCGUUGACCUUCAUAUGUGUUUGCCAUCGCCGGUGUUCAGAGUCCAUGGCUCCUCCACCAUUCAAGCGGAGAGAGCAGAGCGGGGGAAGCCUCGAGACUCUGAAAUGGAGAGCCCCAACCGUCAUCCGGUUCGCGUCGUUGACUUUCGUAUGUGUUGGCCACCGCCGGUGUUCACAGUCCCUGUCUCCUCCACCAUUCAAGCACAUGACAAUAUAUCAGGGAUGCCUCCGGAUGAUGUUGUUGAAAUCGCAUAUAAUGUUUCGAGAGACUUGGAGAUAAAAGAUUGGAACAGUGUUGGAGCUCCUGGUCGCGAUGAAGAUGAUCGCCCUUCGCAAAACAUUUUAAAUUUUGGGAAUUUUAUUUAUAAUGGGGGAAGUUUUGCAGGCAAUAGCACCGGCAGUAUCAACGGUAACAAUAACCAGUAAGGUCGGCUUUAAUGUGGAAGAAAUUCUGCGCAAGUAUAUUCGCUAUGCUCUGAAUGAGAAACCAUUUAACCCUGAUGUGGUAGCUGAUUUAAUUCAGCUGAGGAGAGCUUCUAUGUUAAAUGACUCCCAAGUUGCGGAGAUUCUGAAUGAAAUCUCACGACGAAUUGUGCGAGACAAAGGCCCUGUAGUCAUGGAUGCAUCAGGCUAUACAGAGAAGAGUUUCAAGAGAAAACUUGCUGUUCAGGCUCUUUUUG